CAGUCUUAACUGUCUAUUCUAAGAAUAUAUCAGCUAUCGUAAAAUAGAAUUGUACGUACUAAAUAGAUACCUGGGUAACAUUAGACGAUGAAGAAGAUUGCGUUUGCCCAUGUCUAUGCGAGCCAGAGGCAGCUUCGACAUUUCCUCCAGAGAUGACGUCGGCAGUUCCUACAUUAAUAACCCCAAGUCCGGGUGUCUUAGUUCCUGUAUUAGUGUUAACUGCUACAGAAGGCAAGCAUGCCAUACACCUAUAUGUGACUGGGAAAGGAUCUAACCACCGCAAUUAGGAACACCACCACCACUCAUGACUUUAACUCCAGAACAAGAUACAAAGAAGAAGGACAUUAAAACUCCUACCAAGAUUGAUGGUACUCUCUUUUUCCCCUCUGGGUUUUUCUGGGUUCCUAUGAUAAAACCCCAGUUUCCUAAUAUUUUUCCUCCUAUCCCUUUGGAUGCUACUCCACCAAAUAUAAUACCAAAUAUUCCAAAGGUGACAGAUCCAAAGGAGACAAAGCCAAAGGAGACAGGCCCAAGGGAGACAGGCCCAAAGGAGACGAAUCCUAAGGAGACUAAUCCGAAGGAGACCAAACCUCCAGAGACGAAAAAGCCCUCAGAUGUCGCGGACAACACUAAGGGGCCACCUCUGACAAAAACACCAACGCAAAUCACAUCAACGCCGACAAAGAAUGAUUGUACCGAGUUAGAAACUCCCACAGCUACUGUCUUUAAAUCGUGGAGCCCAAUAAGAACCGGCGGCUGGAAGACCUUUUCUGAGACCCGACAGCAAAAAGUUGCAGCCGAUUCGUGUACAGCGAAAGCCGUUACUGUAUCAACUACUGUCCCUCCACCGAGUGUUACUCAUUUUGACCUCCUAUCGGGGUCUAUUGAAACGAUAACACUCCAAACUGACCUUUUUGGGGGGGUCGAUGCGGCUUUCGCGAUGUCGCGUAAGUACCUUAGCCAAUCCCUACCCCUUUUAGUAAAAACUAGAAAGCCAAACACGCUUCACGCUUCAUACUUCACCUCGUCACUGUUCGUUCCGGUAAACCGCUGACCGUUCAUAACAUAGUUGGAAGCAUGUUUGCUACCAUGACUGAUGACACUAAUGAAACGGCGAAUGCGACGAAGACGACACCAUCAUCAUCACAUAGCACAAGCACAAGACGCUGGACCACCUCCACGGAGGAGAGGAAA
Hypoxylon fragiforme is the source of this 1194-nucleotide messenger RNA. RefSeq lists its product as uncharacterized. The record is from RefSeq and is a predicted model, not a curated record. The coding region runs from base 305 to 1054 and encodes 249 amino acids. Lineage: Eukaryota; Fungi; Ascomycota; Sordariomycetes; Xylariales; Hypoxylaceae. The transcript is spliced from 3 exons.